GUUCGCUUAUCGGCCGGCGUGGUGGGGGCAGCCGAUUUGCCCAAGUUAUAUUGUAGCCCUCGCAUCGCUCAGUCUCACACAGCUCCGUGCGCGCACCACACGAUUUACAUCAUUACGUCAUGUGUAACGUUUGUACUCGCGAUGUGGCGCCGGCGAUCGAAACGCCGCCCGCCAAGCCCAACCGUACGCUUGAACGCAUGAAGAAGAAGCAUAACAUUACCACUAACCCUCAUGAUGAGGAGCGUCAAAAGGAAGUCGCCUACCAGCCCGACCUGCUCGCUAUAUCCACACAGUACAGCAAAGUCGCCUACGAUCUAUUCAAGCAGGGAUUAGUCCGACUCCAAGAAACCAAGGCUUUCGUUAUAGCUACGCGGACACCGCAACCGCUGCAUAUAUCACUGGCUUUGCUGGUGGUCGUGGCGUGGCUGCUGAGGCCAGGACCCGCCGCAAGCUUGCGCGGAUGGCGCGCACUCUACGUCGCCGCUGUCGCCACGCACCUCGGCGCACAAAUAUGGAUGACGCUAAUUUCUGGUGUCGUUCUAUUCUUCUCGCUGCCUCGACACGAGUUCGGACGUGUACAGACGGUGCUCUUCCCCGUGUACUACGCGUUCAAUGCGGUGGUGAGCCUGCUGGCCGUGCUCGCCUACUUCCGCACUCAAACUCUCACACACUUCCAACACACCUCCUGGGUACAGCUAGCGUUGCUGCUAGCAGUGUUCAGUAUAGAAGUGUACGUGCGCUUGCGCCUCGUGCAGCCCAUGCUGCGCGCCAAGCACGUCAAGACGCAGAUGGAGGAGGCUGCGGGGGGCGGACAAGAGGUGGGUCAUCUGGUUAUGGGCGAGCUGGCGCACUGUCCACGCUACAUCCGCGUCCUGAAGACCUUCCGAGCUUAUCACUCCACCAUCGCGAUGGGAACCAUGAUCGCCCUCGGCUGCUCCUGCUAUUCCACCAUGAUUAUAGUAGACUCUAUGUGCCUCUAGACGCGAGUGCGACAACAUACCACUAAACGAAACGUCCAAUGUUUUAUAAUUUUAAAUCUUUGACGUUUACAUUGUUUGUGUUGUCUAUGGAUGUUGUAGUUAAGGAAAAGUAACUCUUUAGUAUUACUGUUUGUUUUUCGUUGUGCGAUAUGUACGAUGUUUCAUGUAUAUAAUAUGACAUGGUUAUUUUUCUUUUAACGUAUUCAUCGACGAAUGUG
Papilio machaon (common yellow swallowtail) is the source of this 1198-nucleotide messenger RNA. RefSeq names its product transmembrane protein 205. The transcript has 5 exons. The coding region runs from base 120 to 980 and encodes 286 amino acids. The record is from RefSeq and is a predicted model, not a curated record. Lineage: Eukaryota; Metazoa; Arthropoda; Insecta; Lepidoptera; Papilionidae.